Messenger RNA from Neoarius graeffei (lesser salmon catfish), 3887 nucleotides. RefSeq names its product transmembrane protein 222b (gene tmem222b). Lineage: Eukaryota; Metazoa; Chordata; Actinopteri; Siluriformes; Ariidae. The record is from RefSeq and is a predicted model, not a curated record. The coding region runs from base 12 to 563 and encodes 183 amino acids. The transcript is spliced from 6 exons.
UUUUUCCGGUGAUGGCGGAUGUUGUUGAAAUAGAGUCUGUGAAGAAUUAUCAAAUCGCGUUUGAGAAGAUAGACCUAAACACCAGUCGAUAUCCAUACUGUAUUGUGUGGACACCGAUCCCUGUGCUAUCAUGGCUGUUUCCGUUCAUUGGACACAUGGGGAUCUGCACGUCAGAAGGCGUGAUCCGUGACUUUGCAGGACCUUACUUUGUUUCGGAAGACAACAUGGCAUUUGGAAGACCAACAAAGUACUGGAUGCUGGAUGUUAGUAAAGUAUACGCCAACGGCUCGAAUGCUUGGGACACAGCCGUUCAUGACGCCUCGGAGGAGUACAAACACAGAAUGCAUAACCUUUGUUGUGACAAUUGUCACUCGCAUGUUGCCAUGGCAUUGAACCUAAUGCACUAUGACAACAGCACCUCGUGGAACAUGGUGAACCUCUGUUUGCUUGCCCUCAUUAACGGCAAACAUGUCAGCUGUGUUGGCUUUCUAAAGACCUGGCUGCCGUUCUUUAUAUUAUGCGGCGUCAUCGUGUCCUUGGCUCUGUACAUGAACUUGCGGUGACCACACGGGGGAGUGAGUGAAAGAAGGGCAUCCUGAUGGAGAUCUUGGCCUGGACCAGAGUGUGGGACUUCAAUGAACGUCAGCUGGACUACAACAGGAGACAACAAAUUCGUCCAGACGCAGAUGAGGAGCUCCACAUCUGGAAGCGAAUUCUCAGCCUGUUUUUUCAUAGGAUGGAGAGAAGGAACCCAUUAUGGGUCCUGCGUCUCGUUGUAAUGUACCGUAAGAAAUUAUAUCCUGAAACGCUUGUCUUCCAAGGUGUGGAAUUAGUGGUGCUGAUUUAUAGUUUGGUUGCAAAUUGGAUUCUUGUUCUGUCCCACAAUCAUAACCUCAGUUUAGACAAUUUAAUACAACUAAUUUUAUACCUGAACAGAAACCGCAUAUCCUCUGAAGAUCUGUCCUGAUAACAUAAGUCUUUAUAUCCUGUUUAUUGUCUGUCUGGUUUAUUUCUGGUUCUCUUUAUUGUGCUGCAGAACAGCAUGCUUUCAAGGGCAUUAGUCAGCUACUGAAGUCAUUUUAUACGCUAUUAUAUGCAAACAUGAGAUUUAUUGUAUUUUUGAGGUACAUUUUAAUGUUAAAUAUCAGACAUUUAGAGUUGCUGCUUCAGAGCCUCAGGGUGCCUGGUUCGAUCCCGAGUAUGGGUUCGUGUGUGUGCAUGUUCUCACUGUGCCCACAUGGGUUUCCUCCAGGUUCCAGUAGGUGGACUGGCUCGGUUUGCCAUGCUUUGGACUGGCAUUCCAACCAGGGUGUAUUCCCACCUCAUGCCCAGCGUUCCCGGGAUAGGCUCCGGAUUUACUGUGACCCCGACCAGGAUAAAGUGCUUACUCAGCAUUCAAUUCAUUGAGUAAUGUUAAAGCUAUGGUUUUUGUUUUUGAAGAAAGAAUCCUUGUCAGUUUUUCUUCGCCAGUCACCUCUUAACCUUAAAACUCGAUCCAGAUUUCUGUUUUUGUGAAAUGUCCAUUGUUAAGUGCUAUGUAAAUAGUUGAAUUUUGGAUGAAUACAACAGAUUAGUCCCAUCAUAUUCACCAAGCAUUAGGAUGAACAUUACUGCUGCUCUGCCAGCCUCCUAUAACCACUUUCCCAACCGUGUGGCACAGACACAGGUCAGUUCCUUGACUCGCAAGUGACGUCAAAGCAAAAUAGAAACCCGGAUGUCGGCCAUGUUGGUGGAGAUACAAAUGCAGGGCCAAGCGACAUUCCAUACAAAACAUAGUCACGCGUGCGCGACUUUCUUUGUUUUUCCACUGCUUUAAGCGUUCUUUUAGCUCUGCCAUGCCAUAUCUUUGUGCUGUAUACGGUUGUGGUCACAACAGUACUCAUGACCGUGGCACGUUCUGAUCUUUUAGAAUUCCAGCCAUGAUUUGGAAAGAGAACGAGGAAACUCUGAGGCUUAGUACGGAGCGGAUCAGGACACUUCGUCCAAUGACCAUUUUGUCCAAAGUCUUUUUCAGGCGCACUAUCAAUUAUUUUAUAUUUCAGGUAUUCCGGUGUUUGCAAACGAAGCCCCCGUGAGAGCGCUGCUCUGCGCCUAAAGGUUUAAUAUGGUCCAGCCGGCUUUAAAAAUUAAUAACGCGGCCACGGGAGCUCGCAGCGAAGCCAGAUUUUACAGGCACCUCCUUCUAAGCCUCCUCCUUCAAAAGAGCACAGUCUCAGGUCGGUAGGACCGCACCUCAGCCCAGGAUUCGCGAACGAAGCCCUUGCGAGAGCGCUGCUCCACACCUGAAGAUUUAAUAUGAUCCAGCCAGAAACAUAGACAUGCAAGCGAGCAGCCUGCAAUGAGAAGGGAGUUAAACUCAUCCCAGGGUCAGCAAGUGGCACGGGCCGACAUGGUGUACCCUUAGUGUCGAAGCGCACGUACUAUGGAACUCAUUUGCUUUACAAAAAUGUGUUUUGCUUCAGUGAAAUUCCAUUGAGAAUUCCUCCUUUUUUUGAACAAACAAAUACGUGAAAUAUAAAAUAAUUGAUAGUGCGUAUGAAAAAGGUCUCGUCUCGUCUCGUCUUCUUCCGCUUUAUCCGGGACCGGGUCGCGGAGGCAGCAGUCUGAGCAUGGAAGCCCAAACUUCCCUUUCCCCAGACACCUCGGCCAGCUCCUCGGGAAGAACACCGAGGCGUUCCCAGGCCAGCCGAGAGACAUAGUCCCUCCAGCGUGUCCUGGGUCUUCCCCGGGGCCUCCUCCCGAGGGAGGCGUCCAGGAGGCAUCCGAAAGAGAUGCCCGAGCCACCUCAGCUGAUUCCUCUCGAUGUGGAGCAGCAGCAGCUCUACUCCGAGCUCCUCCCGAGUGACUGUGCUUCUCACCCUAUCUCUAAGGGAGCGCCCAGCCACCCUGCGAAGGAAACUCAUUUCGGCCGCUUGUAUCCGCGAUCUUGUCCUUUCGGUCAUUACCCAAAGCUCAUGACCAUAGGUGAGAGUUGGAACAUAGCCUAACCCUAACCCUAACCCAUUUCGUCCAGUAGUUAAGACAUUUCGUCCAACACCUAUGAAAAAGGUGUUGGACGAAAUGUCUUAACUACUGGACGAAAUGGUCAUUGGAUGAAAUGACCUGUGUUUGUACUCGAUGGUCAGCAGAAGCGUCUUAUCUUCAGAAAAGUCUGACUUUUUUAAAUAAUAUGGGUCAAAGCCACACAUAUCUAUCUUCUCUUUGUAUCAAAUCGUGGUAAUACCGAGAAAAUUCAGCGCUGUUUACAGACACGCUUUCAGCGGCUGCCGUCCGAGUUGCUUUGUAGAUCCACCAUCACGGCGGACGCUCAUGACGUAGCACAUUUUGAUCACGUGGUUGCAAGUCAUCAAUCGGCAUGGGAGGCUGUUAGAGCAUAAUCUCUCUCUCUCGCACUCUUUCAUAGUAAUUUUGACCAAUAAACAAAUGUAGUCAACCACCAAAAUUCCCCAUGUUGAGCUGCAGAAGUGAAUUUACAUUAAAUGUUCUCUAAUAUACACUAAUGUGGCCAUAACUGCAGUCUGUAGAACACAUGAACACAAGAAGAGGCCUGAUGUUCCUGCUGUAAGAUCUUCAGCCGUGUUGAUGGCUGUGUGUGUCAGGUGCUGUAAGGCCAACGGUAGCGUAUUCGGCCUCAUCACGCCACACGGAUCAACAAAUUGAAACGGGUUUGUUUUUAAAACAGGUUUCCUUUCCCUCAACGAGGCUGAGUCAAGUUCAGUAGAGCUUCGUGUCCAGGAUUGUGCCCAAGGUGGAACUGAGAUCCAUCAGAUCGCACGCCACGCAGUUGACUUCAACAUUUAUAGCAAAAGCACAACUCUGUCUUAUGCAAAAGAGAAACGUAAAAUGUUUAAUCGCAAACUUGUUUUAAUAAAAUUGCACACAAGUGA